AGAGCCCCCAUCUCUGCUCUGCUCCGCUCUGCUCGAGUCUUCUGGAAUGGACCUACCUGCCGGGAAACCAGGUCACCCUUGUUCCUGGGCUUGCCUGCCCCCCGGGGAACACAGUUUUUCCACAGACAAAAGGCAGGCUGAGGACAUGGGGGGCAAGGACCAUAGGGUCCUGCUCCGUUUCAAAAGGACCCACGUGGGGGACACAGGGAGCCGACACUUGCAUUCCUGGGGGCCCUUGGUGUGUGGGGGUAACUGCACCCCUUCGUCAAGUGCAGGGGCACCUGGAGGUGCUUCUGCCCCGACAGCCCCCCACAUAGGCGCUCCGGCACCUCUGAGCUCCUAAGGGCCCUAGAGGAGCUCCUCAACGCAUCCGCAACCUUCCAUGACCGCUUCCAUCACGAUGCGGAUCGCCACCUGCCUGACACAAGAGGCUUGAAGCGCCCGGCCCCAAUUUCAGCUGCAAAUUACUGCAGAACCUGAAGCCAGGAAAGGAACGUAUUUGCCGCCCCGGUCUGCCCCUCUCCGGACCCGGCGAGGCCCAGGUGAGGUUCUCGCCCGCUUUCCAGCCUCACCUUCCACACUCCCCUGCCCGUCCCCCGGGGUUCCUCCGCCUCCCGACCAUGGCCCAGAAGCCGAAGGUAGACCCCCACGUCGGCCGGCUGGGAUACCUGCAGGCGCUGGUCACGGAAUUCCAGGAGACCGAGAGCCAAGACGCCAAGGAGCAAGUACUGGCCAACCUCGCCAACUUCGCCUAUGACCCCAGUAACUACCAGUAUCUGCGGCAGCUGCAGGUCCUGGAUUUAUUCCUCGAUUCACUGUCGGAGGAGAAUGAGACCCUGGUGGAGUUUGCUAUUGGAGGCCUCUGCAACCUGUGCUCAGACAGGGCCAACAAGGAGCACAUCCUGCAGACUGGGGGUGUCCCACUCAUCAUCAACUGCCUGUCCAGUCCCAACGAGGAGACCGUGCUGUCCGCCGUCACCACGAUCAUGUACCUGAGCUCGCCGGGCUCCGGCUCCCACCCUGAGCUGACUGCUAUGCCUGUGGUCCAGUGCAUGCUGCGCUUCUCCCUCUCAGCCAACGCGAGGCUCCGGAACCUGGCCCAGAUCUUCCUGGAAGACUUCUGUUCCCCCAGCCAGCUGGCCGAAGCCCGCAGCUGGCGGGCUCACUCUGCCCUGGGGAUCCCACUGCCAAGGACCGAGGCCCCACAGCAGCCCUGAUCCAAGGAGCCCUCAGGCCGCGGCACCCGCACUGCCAGAGACAAGACCAAAAUCCCGGUGGGGACUCAGGAAGUGGGAGCAGCGAAGCUCCCACUGUGCACGUUCUCCCCAAAUGGUGCUUUUCCAGCCACUUUAAAGGCGAGUUUUCUCAGUGUGACAGGUGUUUACACUGUGAUGAAAGGCACCAGGAGAUGAGGGAGGAAGCCGGACUUGGAGACACAUGGAGAAGGAAAUCGAAGGGUGCCGUUGUGACAGGCUGCCGCUCUCAGCCAGCUAGAGGUGAAGGUCCUGCCUCCUGGCCCACCCCGCCACCAAGCUGUCACCCUCGUGUGAGAAGCAACAGGUCCCUAGACUCAGAGGCUCUGCAGAUGGUGUUUCUCCUGAGGAACAGCUGGGCCUGGGGCUUAGGAGAAUUGCCUGAGCUUGAGGAAAUAGGCAUCAUCCCUUAACAGAAGUGUCGGGAGUAAUUCUGAGAAAUAGAAAUGAGAAGCCGUGUUGUUAAAAGUAUUUCAGGGCCCUGGGAAGCUGGAGGAGUGUUGUGUCCACUGCUGUGGAGGCUGGGUACCUGUCCUGCAAGCUCUCCAGGCUGGGUGUUGGGCAUGGUGGAUGCUGGCCUGGAGAACUCUGUGGCCCAGGAUUAACUGUUUAUCCACACAGGCCUGUCAGCCAGGCACCACGUUAGGGCUUCAAAGACGAGGAUGUGGUCCCUGAUCUUGAGUGUCGCAGCCCAGUGACUGUUAACGUGGCCGUCAGGCAUUAAGGCGGAGGCCAUGAGGGUGAUGGCACAUUAGAAUACAGGCACAAACUCUUCAGGCUGUUGUCUUUUCCCUUCACCACCCCAUGGUCCCUGCCUGGAAGCCCUGGCCUGCCUUCUCUGCCAUCAGGGUUAGUGAGGGGGUGGGUCCCUGUCCCUGGAAGUCUGUCUCAGGCUGGCUUCAGGGAUGCAAGUAAGAGGUGCUCGAGGGAGAUGGGACCAGAUACUGACAGCAAGCGAAUGGCUCAGAGUCUAGUGUCAGCUGCUCAGCACGGGGAAAGGGGUGUGGGCCCCCUUGGAAAGGUGGGGUUCAGGAGCAGUGGAAGGUCCUGGCCUCCCUUAAGGAUGACCUCUUUUUUUUUCUUUUUUUAAAGUUUAUUUAUUUUUGGCUGCGUUGGGUCUUUGUUGCUGCGCACGGGCUUUCUCUGGUUGCAGCGAGCCGGGGCUACUCUUCAUUGC
This is a messenger RNA of Balaenoptera musculus (blue whale), 2430 nucleotides long. It is a transcript of the gene ARMC7, whose product is annotated as armadillo repeat containing 7. Gene Ontology annotation, molecular function: protein binding. Bases 621 to 1217 code for a protein of 198 amino acids. The record is from RefSeq and is a predicted model, not a curated record. The transcript is spliced from 5 exons. Lineage: Eukaryota; Metazoa; Chordata; Mammalia; Artiodactyla; Balaenopteridae.